AUGUCUCUCUCUCAUAUCACGACAGCCUUCAUUUCAGCCUCGACCUCGCACAACCGCCUGUCGUACACACCCAGAGCUAGCCAGAGCGGCGGUGGACAAUUGGUGACCGGAGCUGUCUGCUCUCGCGUAUUCGGAGAACGGCGAGAAUACGCUACUUGGCAAUGGAACUGCAUCCCCUUGGCCGAAUGCAUUGCCAAUCCUACAAGGAAUACUACAGUAACACGCCACGAAGCACCACCGGGGUGGCGACCCGAGAACGCCGGUCCCUUUUACGAUUUCAAUGUGCAAUGUGCCUACAUGGAAGAGGGUUGCAUCGGCCAGGCACUGGGUGAAGUUCCUUGGGAUCCUCCCCGAAAGCGCAAUGCAAUGCAAAUAAAUCCUAGAGCAGUUGGACAGACGCCAAAUGCAAGCGAGGGGCGUUGGGCCUCAUCCUGCAUCGCCAAGAAGUGGGAGAAGCUGGAGAAGGGCCGAACAGCCGUUCGAUGCUCUGCCAGCCUCGUCCACAUGUUCAUCUUGACAUCUCGGCUGGCGCUGAGCGGCGAAAUGGCGAAAUAG
This is a messenger RNA of Trichoderma gamsii, 555 nucleotides long. RefSeq lists its product as hypothetical. NCBI's taxonomy places the organism in Eukaryota, Fungi, Ascomycota, Sordariomycetes, Hypocreales, Hypocreaceae. The coding region runs from base 1 to 555 and encodes 184 amino acids. The record is from RefSeq and is a predicted model, not a curated record. The transcript has a single exon.